Messenger RNA from Chinchilla lanigera (long-tailed chinchilla), 2987 nucleotides. RefSeq names its product KIAA0907 ortholog (gene Khdc4). Gene Ontology annotation, molecular function: RNA binding. The record is from RefSeq and is a predicted model, not a curated record. NCBI's taxonomy places the organism in Eukaryota, Metazoa, Chordata, Mammalia, Rodentia, Chinchillidae. Gene Ontology annotation, cellular component: nucleus. The transcript is spliced from 14 exons. The coding region runs from base 81 to 1931 and encodes 616 amino acids.
GUGCGUCCGGGAGUUGGGGCGGAAGUGACGGGAAGCUGCUGGUGGAGUAGUUGGCGGGUGGUUGAGUGGAGCCGGUCGCCAUGUCCGCGGGGAGCGCGACACAUCCUGGAACUGGCGGGCGCCGCAGCAAAUGGGACCAGCCCGCUCCCGCCCCUCUUCUCUUUCUCCCGCCAGCCGCGGCGGGUACGGAGGUCACCAGCAGCGGGGGAAGCCCAGGGGCAGCCGCCGCUGCUCCCUCGGGAGCUUUGGACGCUGCCGCCGCCGUGGCUGCCAAGAUCAAUGCCAUGCUUAUGGCUAAAGGGAAGCUGAAACCAACCCAGAACGCUGCUGAGAAGCUUCAAGCCCCUGGAAAAGGCCUAACUAGCAAUAAAAGCAAGGAUGACCUGGUGGUAGCAGAAGUAGAAAUCAAUGAUGUGCCUCUGACGUGUAGGAACUUGCUGACCCGAGGACAGACUCAAGACGAGAUCAGCCGACUUAGUGGGGCUGCUGUGUCCACUCGAGGGAGGUUCAUGACGACUGAAGAGAAGGCUAAAGUGGGACCAGGGGAUCGUCCAUUAUAUCUUCACGUUCAGGGACAGACACGGGAACUGGUAGACAGAGCUGUAAACCGAAUCAAAGAAAUUAUCACCAACGGGGUAGUGAAGGCUGCGACAGGGACAAGUCCAACUUUUAACGGCGCAACAGUCACUGUCUAUCACCAACCAGCACCAAUUACGCAGCUGUCUUCAGCAGUUAGCCAGAAGCCUCCUUUCCAGUCAGGGAUGCAUUAUGUUCAAGAUAAAUUAUUUGUGGGUCUGGAACAUGCUGUGCCCACAUUUAAUGUCAAGGAGAAGGUGGAAGGUCCAGGCUGCUCCUAUUUGCAGCACAUUCAGAUUGAGACAGGUGCUAAAGUCUUCCUGAGGGGCAAAGGUUCAGGCUGCAUUGAACCAGCAUCCGGCCGAGAAGCUUUCGAACCUAUGUAUAUUUACAUCAGUCAUCCUAAAUCAGAAGGCCUGGCUGCUGCUAAGAAGCUCUGUGAGAAUCUCUUGCAAACAGUUCAUGCUGAAUAUUCUAGAUUUGUGAAUCAAAUUAAUACUGCUGUACCCUUACCAGGCUAUUCACAACCCUCUGCUAUAAGUAGUGUCCCUCCUCAGCCACCAUAUUAUCCAUCCAAUGGCUAUCAGUCUGGUUACCCUGUUGUUCCCCCUCCUCAGCAGCCAGUUCAGCCUCCCUAUGGAGUACCAAGCAUAGUGCCACCAGCUGUUUCACUGGCACCUGGAGUCUUGCCAGCUUUACCUACCGGAGUCCCACCUGUGCCAACACAAUACCCGAUAACACAAGUUCAACCUCCAGUUAGCACUGGACAGAGUCCAAUGAGUGGUCCUUUUAUUCCUGCUGCUCCUGUCAAAACUGCCUUGCCUGCUGGCCCUCAGCCCCAGCCCCAGCCCCAGCCCCAGCCACCACUCCCAUCGCAGCCCCAGGCACAGAAGAGGCGAUUCACAGAGGAGCUACCAGAUGAACGGGAAUCUGGACUUCUUGGCUAUCAGCAUGGACCCAUUCAUAUGACUAAUUUAGGUACAGGCUUCUCCAGUCAGAAUGAGAUCGAAGGAGCAGGAUCGAAGCCAGCAAGUUCCUCAGGCAAAGAGCGAGAGAGGGACAGGCAGUUGAUGCCUCCACCAGCCUUUCCAGUGACUGGAAUAAAAACAGAGACUGAUGAAAGGAAUGGGUCUGGGACCUUACCUGGGAGCCACGAUUAUCCUGCCAAGAAGAUGAAGACUACAGAGAAGGGAUUUGGCUUAGUGGCUUAUGCUGCAGAUUCGUCUGAUGAAGAGGAGGAACAUGGAGGUCAUAAAAAUGCAAGUAGUUUUCCACAGGGCUGGAGUUUGGGCUAUCAGUACCCUUCAUCACAACCACGAGCUAAGCAACAGAUGCCAUUCUGGAUGGCCCCGUAGGAAGCAGUGGAACAGAGUUUUGACCUCGGAGACUUCUUAGCAAUAAUGCAUGUGUUUGAUUUAACAAGACUUGGGGCCUGUGCUGGGAGCCAUCAUGGACCUUGCAGAAGUUAGAAAUGCAGUGUCCCUUUUUCUUAAAGGGAUUCCAUUCUUUUUAAAAACAUGUCUGCAGUGACAUUAACUUCUGUUAAAAUUUACUUAGAUCACAAAUUUGUCUCAGAGCUUUUCUAACAGUUGGUGAAAUGUGCUUGUCAGAUGACACAUCCCAGUAGGAUGAUUCCCAUGUACAUUUGAAAGGUCCAGCCUUGUCCAAAUGAAUACCACAACCUUCACCUAAAGAAAGGUUUAUUUGUAUUUUACUACUGUUGGGUCAAUUUUGAUAUUCACUGGUUACAAACAAAGCCUUACUAUUUAUUAGUGGGGAAAUACUUUUAAAAUUGUCUUUUGCUUUCAAUAUUUAAUUCUCAGAGAUCCUCAUCCCUAUUUCAGUUUGGAUUCUUCGUUUUGAAAAUUGCUGUUUUACUAAUGUAAAAAUACUUGAUACAGAUGGAUCCUGAAUAGGAAAACGAAAUUAUUUUUAAUUGUGUCUUUUUAUUGGGAUGAUGUGAAGCUGGCACCUUCAGGCACAUUUGUUCAGACAGCCAUUGCCCUUCUAAACUCUGUCUCCAGCUGGGUCAGAGACAAGAACUUGACUAAAAGCUGGUCAGAAGUCAUCACAGAAAUGAAACACAGUGGUCUGUCUGUCAUAGAACUGGUUGCAGCUAAGAGAGGUUUGACUACAUCCAGUAGGAUGGUGGACUUAGUGACUGAAUUGCAACUUGUCCUUUUUUCUUGGCGUUACAGGUUUUGCCAAAAGAACUUUUUUGUAUCAAAUAUUGAUGUGUGAAAGUGAAGGAGCUAGUCUGCUGAACCAGGAAUAGUUUGAGAUUCUGAACUGUCAUUUUUGCACAUUGGAAUACUUUGCAGGCUGGCUUUGUACAAACUUAAUCUCUGGUUUCCUAUAUGUUGUAAAUAAUUAGACCAUAAUUUCAAUAUAAAUAAAUGUAUAAAUAUUCA